AUGGUUGAUUACAAAGACCUCGUAGAGUUCGCGAUUUUCCCAGCUCUCAAUGUUGCACGUGUUGGUAAUUCCGAAAAUGAAUAUUAUGUUGGAUCCGAAAUUCCUGGAGUGCAUGUUGGAGAGGGUAACUCUGAGUUCACAUUUAAGGAUAAAAAUGGUCAAGUGAAACCACAAGCUGCAAGGUUCAGAAUCUAUGGUUACAAAAACAAAAAUGAUAAGGACCCAGCAUGCGAGAUCAAGCUUAACGGUGAUCCAAACGUGGAGGUGAAGAUUACUUGGACCGUUACUCUUGCUAACAAGAAAGCAGCACAUCAGUCUUUCUCCGGUAUCAAGCACUUUUACCAAGAUGCCUCUAUGCGAAAUGCUGAUUGGCCCCAUGAUAGGUCUACAUUAGAGGCAAUUAAAGAGGAAAAUCUAUCUUCUGAAGAGUAUAAGUAUGGGACUGGGACGAAGGAAAAAAAAUUAAUGGCGCGUGUUUAUCGCAAUCUUGCCAAUUAUAACAGUGGGAAGGAACUAUACUUAGGCAAGAUAAUAUUUGAGCAAACAGGGAGUUUGCUAGUUAUUGGUGGAAAGGGAGAGUCUGGAAGCAUCAAAGAUGAUGUCUUUAUUACUGAUUACGCGAACAACGAUUAUUGGUACGAUGACACUUCGGAUGGCUCUGUAGAUGCCACCAUCACCAUUACCCCUAAUGGCGGUACUAGUCGUUGUCUCACGAAUAGAGAGGGCAAGUCAUGGGUUCUCGUGGCACCUCCAAAGUUUGCACCAGGUAUUCCCAAUCUGAUAUCAUUAUAUCAAAUUAUCUCGGAAACGCAGCAUCCAGUCGAUCCAGAGCAUAUCGAUCCAGAUAUUAUAUUCGAUCUAUAUAAUAAGGAUCCUAAGGUAAAUUAUUAUCGUGACAUCCGCCCGAUAUUUGAAGCUAUCUGUAAGAGCUCCUGGGUUAAUACGAUGGCUUUAACGGGUCAUGGCCUGAACAAACCAGGUUACUUUUUAAAUCCCGACUUGGAAGCGCGUCUGAAAGAUAAUUCAGACGAUCAGAAGGAUUUGAGGAAAAGCGUCCUCUCUCGUAUCCGGGUGCCUGCUGAUCUCGCAUCCUUAGUCGAAUAUAACGGUCAAGCCUAUAAUUACUUUAUGCCACCUUUAUCUGGCAAUGAUGGAGAUGCCACACCUACCGCUCCAGAUACGUAUUUGACCGUUACUCGUGGUCAAUACCUCCUCCUAGAAAAAUGGGCAGAUGGGUCUUUCGUGACAGGAAGGCAGCCAAAAACAUACCACUACAAGUUUAUAGAUGAUGGAGACCAUCCCCAGUACAAAUUAGUUGAUGAAGACCAUCCUCAAGGUGGUAGUUACCAAAAGUUCGAAGAAACUAUUAAGGAGGUUUCUGAGCAAGUCAAGUGUCUCAACAAAGCACCGCUUGAAUGGUGUGUUGGAGGUCCAUUCUAUCCUGGAAUUGAAAUGUCAUUUGUGGCUUAUGACAAAAAUACAUUUCAUAAAAAAUAUGAUUUCAGAAUCAAUUCUGAUGUUAUAGAACCUGGAGACAUUAAUGCAUACAUGGCUGUACCUUGGCAAGCCGAUUUUUACGAGUGCAAUACACACUGGUGGCCAGCUCAAAGACCUGAUAUCGCGAUUCCGUAUACGAAUGAACAAGACAUCAUCAAGUAUGGCGUUAAGUUAGAUUACUUCAAGGAAUGGACUCGUGGGUUUAGAAAUAACGAUGUAAGUGAAGGCGACCCUAAAUGGGGUAAUAUGGAGAUGGUUAGGGCAUGGGAUAGAUUAGGGUUUAUUGUCGAGAAGCAACUAGAAGGCACGCAAACGAAAGCAUUCUUUGAAACUGAACGCAAUAACCUUUACAAAAUAGCUGACCAUAAGAUAAUUAAAGAUGAAGCAACCCUAGAUGAUCUCUAUGAGCUUCUUCGAAUUGCAUUAAUGGUUGAACUCAGCACUAUUCCACCAUAUCUUUAUGCUUUGUAUUCGAUCAAGCCAGGAACGAAGAUUGGUGACAAAGUGAGAAGUCAAAUUCGCCAUGUCGCUGCAGAAGAAAUGUUACAUGCAUCCCUUGUGGCGAAUCUUAUUGUUGCUAUUGGACGCCAGCCUACAUUCUAUUCCCGGGAAAUGAUUCCUUUCUACCCGAAUCCUCUUCCUCACUUUCAACAGGGUAUGCUUAUGGUCCAUUUGUCAAAGGCAGAUGAGACUACUCUCGAUACAUUCAUAAAAAUUGAAGCUCCGGAACCACGCAAACUCAUCGAACCCAUAAUAGAUGAAGAUGAAAUAAAUGUUGAUAGUAUCGGGCAACUCUAUGAACUUAUCGAGGAUAUCUUUAAAAAACUUGACGAUCAGAUUAAGUAUAAUACACUAUUUCAGCUUGGACCUGGCAUGGGCUACUCUCCUAGCACUGGUACAGGAAAGGAUGGAUUGAUUGUCAUUAAAGAUUUCGAUGCUGUUAAGCGCGCUAUUGAAUUGAUCAAAACUCAGGGAGAAGGUGGGACAAGUGGGAUAGAAGAGUAUAUAAUUGUAACAAUCGAUCGAGAUAUCAAUAGAAGCAUCAAUGGAAGCAUCAGUGCAAACUUCAAGGGAUUAAAAGUAACAAGCGAAAAGGUAACCGGAGACACAAAUAUAGAAGACAUAGUCGGAGAAAUGUUUAUAGAAACAUGUAUAGAACGGACCGAAGUAAAAACCGAAAAGGGAGGAAAAUUUGAAAAAAUGUUCGGAGAAAUGAUCGAAGGAGAAACUGAGGAAGGAAGAAGAAUCAAAGAAAAAAUCAAAGAAAUGAUCGAAGAAGGAACUGAAGGAGGAAGAAGAAUCAAAGAAAAAAUCGGAGAAAUAACCGGAAUCAAAGCAAUAACUGAAGAAAUAAAAAAAACUAAAGGAAGAAUUGAAGGAAGAAUUGAAGGGAGAAUUGAAGCGCGAACUGAAAAGGGAAGAGAAAUUGAAGGAAGCAUCCAAGGAACAAUAACCGACCAAACAUUCACCGGGAUAAUCGAUAGCUCUCAUUAUGGAAUAUUUAAAUGCUGUAAGUACGAGGUUAAAGGCGCGUCCGAGUCAGAUUAUCAGCUUUGGCCUGUUAUGGAUGAUCCAAAUGAGUUAUCGACCACUGACCCAAACAUCAUUGCCACCAUCGCUGCUUUUGAUGCCGCCUAUUCUUACCUUAUGCUCUUGUUACAAGUCUCUUGGAAAGCUGAUGGCCAGAAGAAAAAAAUGUUGGUAAUGGGCGGAAUGCCAGCACUGAUGCAUGGUGUUUUGAAGCCUAUUGCGACGUUUCUUGCUGAAACUCCCAUUUCCGCUGACAAAAACGCGGGUGCCACCUUUGGCUAUUACAAUUUUACUCGCACAUCCAGUCCAAAACAGCAACUGCUUGCAGCUGUUCAAUCGGCUUCUGAAGCCUUUCCGCGUAACGACAACUUAAAGAAUGUGGUGACAGCAGUUACAUCGUUGCCAGAUAUUUCCUUAGAAGUUUUCAGUGAAGUGUAA
Messenger RNA from Ambispora gerdemannii, 3465 nucleotides. The record is from the annotation of a GenBank genome assembly. NCBI's taxonomy places the organism in Eukaryota, Fungi, Glomeromycota, Glomeromycetes, Archaeosporales, Ambisporaceae.